Molecule: messenger RNA, 558 nt
Organism: Morone saxatilis (striped sea-bass)
Lineage: Eukaryota; Metazoa; Chordata; Actinopteri; Moronidae
Product: UPF0489 protein C5orf22 homolog
Exons: 3
Coding region: 186-554 (122 amino acids)
Source: RefSeq, a predicted model, not a curated record
UUCCGGUGCCGGGUGAAUGGCUCUCAGGCGGGUCUGUGAGGAGUCAGUUCCAAACGCUUUCAGACCAAACGUCCUCAAAAUGUCUGUCGGAGAGGGACAGAGGAGACAUUAAUGAGCUAAAGUCCAGUUUAAGAACAACGUUUCUUUCACGGAAGCAGUAAAUAUAACGUCAUUUUGUUUUUAAAAUGAGUUGUGUUUCGCUGAAGAGGUUCUACAAGGAGCUGCCAGUGUGGGUAGUGGAGGACCACCAUGAUGUGGUGAGUCAUAUCUAUCGUGCCAUUGCAUCAAGACACCUCCCACUGAAGAACAUAAAGAUGGUUCAUUUAGACUCCCACCCUGAUCUGCUCAUCCCGGUCAACAUGGCUGCUGACACCGUCUUUGAUAAGGAGAAACUCUUCAGUGAGUUGAGUAUAGAAAACUGGAUCAUGCCCAUGGUGUAUGCCGGCCAUGUGUCCUGCGUGGCGUGGCUGCAUCCAUACUGGGCCCAGCAGAUCAGAGAGGGAGAGCACUGGAUGUCUGUGGGCAGAGACUCAUCCACAACCACCAUCAGGUAGGAAG